Molecule: messenger RNA, 1086 nt
Organism: Anopheles bellator
Lineage: Eukaryota; Metazoa; Arthropoda; Insecta; Diptera; Culicidae
Product: allatostatin-A receptor-like
Exons: 4
Coding region: 1-1086 (361 amino acids)
Biological process (GO): G protein-coupled receptor signaling pathway
Cellular component (GO): membrane
Molecular function (GO): G protein-coupled receptor activity
Source: RefSeq, a predicted model, not a curated record
AUGGUUUCGGAAAAUAUCACGCAGCUGCUGGUGGACGCGGCUAGUCGUGUAAAUCUGUCCGCCUACAGUACGGCGGCCGGACCGACGAUGUCCCACGAGGAGGAGGUACAGACGGCCAUGGUGGUGUCGCUAAUCGUGGCCAUAUUUUUCGGAUUCAUCGGCAUCACCGGACUGCUCGGCAAUGGGCUGGUUGUGCUCGUCGUACUGUCUAAUCCACAAAUGCGUUCGACUACUAAUCUGCUGAUCAUCAAUCUGGCGAUCGCGGACCUGCUGUUUGUAGUGUUCUGCAUCCCUUUUACCGCCACCGAUUACGUACUUUCCUCGUGGCCGUUCGGUGAUCUGUGGUGCAAGAGUGUACAGUAUCUGAUCGUUGUGACGGCGCACGCUAGUAUCUACACACUAGUGCUGAUGUCGUUGGAUCGCUUUCUGGCCGUGGUGCACCCGAUCGCCAGCAUGGUCAUCCGGACGGAACGGAACACAGUCCUAGCGAUCACGGUGCUGUGGAUUGUCAUCAUCACCACCGCCCUUCCGGUUGCAUUCGCUCACGGUGUUAGUCUGUACAAAGAGCAAAAUAUCGAAAUAGAGAAGUGCGGUUUUCUGGAAAACGACAACUUUUCCUGGGCAGCAUUCCAUAUCGCGUUCUUCCUCAGCUCGUACGUCGUGCCACUGAUACUGAUAAGUGUACUUUAUAUGUGGAUGCUGUCGCGGUUGUGGCGAAGCUCCGUUGGCGGACGCUCUGCGGAGUCGAAGAAGGGCAAAAAGCGAGUAACCCGGCUGGUGGUGAUCGUGGUUGCUGCCUUCGCCUCCCUCUGGUGUCCAAUACAGGUUAUUUUGCUGCUGAAAAGUAUCGACGCAUUCGACACGACUUCUCAUUUCAACCUUUCGCUACAAAUCGUAUCCCACGUGUUGGCGUACACGAGUUCCUGUAUCAAUCCGCUGCUGUAUGCGUUUCUGUCGGAGAACUUCCGGAAAGCGUUCCGCAAGAUCGUCUACUGUGGGCCGGGAAGCCGCCGACAGGGUAGCCAGCGUCACAUGCCGUUGCCUACGAAAACGACACGAACCGGCAGCUGUCCGGAUAUUUUAUAA